AUGACGUUACGCUGCGUAUUAGCUGUUCUGGCACUAGUUGGGGCUACCAUUGCCGGUUCCGAGGUCACCGAACUUAAAGUUGAUGUAGUAAGCGUCCCCGAAGGAUGCACCGUAAAAUCCAAACACGGCGAUAUGCUGACCAUGCACUACACUGGCACGCUCGACGAUGGCCACAAAUUUGACUCGAGUUAUGACCGCGAUCAGCCGUUCACUUUCCAAAUCGGUGUCGGACAGGUGAUCAAGGGCUGGGACCAAGGAUUGCUGGACAUGUGUGUCGGCGAAAAGCGUAAAUUGACCAUUCCAUCAUCGCUGGGUUACGGCGAACGCGGAGCCGGCAACGUUAUCCCUCCCCACGCCACCCUGCAUUUCGAAGUCGAGCUGAUCAACAUUGGCGACUCACCACCAACCACCAACGUCUUCAAAGAAAUCGACGCUGAUGCUGAUAACAUGUUAUCCCGCGAAGAAUUAAGCGAAUACCUGAAAAAACAAAUGGCACCAGCUGAUGGAGGGGAAAUGAGCGAAGAUAUCAAACAAAUGCUCGAAAGCCACGACAAACUAGUCGAGGAGAUCUUCCAACACGAAGACAAAGACAAGGACGGCUUUAUCAGCCACGAGGAAUUCUCCGGGCCGAAGCAUGACGAGCUGUAA
Molecule: messenger RNA, 648 nt
Organism: Parnassius mnemosyne (clouded apollo)
Lineage: Eukaryota; Metazoa; Arthropoda; Insecta; Lepidoptera; Papilionidae
Source: the annotation of a GenBank genome assembly